AUAUAGCUGUUUUUUUUAUUAUUUGAAAAAAAAAACUUUGCUUGAUUAUGUUUGUAAUGUAUCAAGCCUUUGCCUUGCUUUAUGAAGAAAGUUAUGAAACACUUUAUGUCUUCAUUGCUCCCUACUGUCUGAAAAACUAUAAUGUCUUAAUGGCAGCAAGUUGUUUGACAAGUUUGAUUUUAUUUGCACUGUAUUCUCUUUUCUUAUUUAUAGCUUUGGUAAGUUAUAGUUUAUAUGUUAGUUAUGGGAUUGGAUUUGCAUUCACUUGUUAUAUUAUUUAUUUAUUUUAGUUUUCAUCUUGCAGAUGUUCCCAAGCUUUGUUUGAAUCUUCAUUUUGUUUUCUAUUAUGCUUAUUUAUAUUUUGAUAUUUCUUUGCUAGUUGAUUUUCUGGCAUUUCAAGAACUUGUUACUGCUUGGGUUGUCAUCUUGGCUUGCCUUGUCCAUGGGUUUGUUACAGUCUUAGUUGCUAGUGAAGCUCAUGCAAUAACUCUGGCUGUUGAGGGUUUGUUAGGAGUUGUGUUUAGAGUGGCUGCAUUAACAGAUGAAGCAAUGAAUGUUGGUGAGGUUCAGAUCACUUCCAGGACUUGUCAUGUCAACCAGACCCAAAGGGAUAUCAUAGAAUGUGAGAAUUUUGUCUUCUAGACAAGUGCACAAAGGAUGAUGAAUUGAAGGAUGGAGCAAGUUUCAUGCAUGAUUUACUUUUGUGUAUCUUGUAAUGUUUUUGUUUUUCAUUUUUGAAGUAAAAAAUGUUCAAGAAACUUUAUUAUGUUAUGCUUUCAAACUUAAGUUAGAACUAAGAUUUCAUGAAAUAGACACAUUCAUAGUUUGAAUUAGUUAUUGUUUAAUGUAAUACUUAUGGUUUAUCAAUAUAUUGAGAAUUACAUUUUAUGAUUAA
This is a messenger RNA of Humulus lupulus (European hop), 895 nucleotides long. RefSeq lists its product as uncharacterized. The transcript is spliced from 2 exons. The record is from RefSeq and is a predicted model, not a curated record. Bases 235 to 642 code for a protein of 135 amino acids. NCBI's taxonomy places the organism in Eukaryota, Viridiplantae, Streptophyta, Magnoliopsida, Rosales, Cannabaceae.